UUUGAACUGGUGAGGAGACAUGUUUUCUGUGAGAUGGUAACUGAGUCUUGAUUGUUAUUUAGUUGAAACUGAUGCUUAAUCACAGUGACCGCGUCCAAAAUUGAGAGAGAAGUGGCGCUGCUCGGUAGCCCCAGGCGGUGCAGGUAGUCUGCCUGCCUGCCUGCCUCCACACUCCACUCUUGCCGAUCAGUUGCGCGUUGGUGCUGAGCGAGUGAAGUGCAAGUUUCUAUACGUAGUCACCACUGCUUCCUGCCACACUACAGCCAUUUGUUUUCAUGAGGUGAGGACCAGUGACCAUGCCUGUGGAGGGCGCCGCAGAAGCCUCGGCCGGCACGUCCUCCUCGUCCGCACCCCGAGAUGAACCGCUGCCCCUGUCCUUGACGGCGCGCAGCUCCUCGUCUUCGUCUGCAUCUGCGCGCGGGGGUCCCGGCUUCGAACUGUACCACCACCAUCUAGUGGGCGGCCUGCACCGUGAGAGUUCCGCUUUUGUACCCGUGGUGCCCCAGCGCUUUGUGGCCUACCCGCCUCUGCUCCUGGAUGACAAUGUGGAAGGCCGUAAGCCUGGUUCAGGCUUCGAACUCAUGGCCCUUAUGGCUGACAAGCAGAAGGAGCUGGCCCUGCGCGAGGCCGCAGCACAUGCAGCAGCGGCCGCCGCAAUGUUACUGCCUCAUCCCCACAGGGGGCAACCGCCACUACCCGGGGCACCCCCGCCACAUCACCCUUAUGGGCCGCCGGCUGGGAUCUUCGCCCCUGGAGGAGGCACUGGGGGCGGUCCAACAAGCUUCCCGUUUCCGGGAACUGCGAGUGGCAUGUUCCCCCCACACAGCCACGCUCACCUAGACCGCCGGCUGCUGCGGGCCCCGGGCCGGGCUUCGCGCCCCAAGAAGCAAUUCAUCUGCAAGUUCUGCAGCCGCCAGUUCACCAAGUCCUACAACCUGCUGAUCCACGAGCGCACGCACACGGACGAGCGGCCCUACUCGUGCGACAUCUGCGGCAAGGCGUUCCGGCGCCAGGACCACCUCAGGGACCACAGGUACAUCCACUCAAAGGAGAAGCCGUUCAAGUGCGGUGAGUGUGGCAAGGGGUUCUGCCAGUCGCGGACGCUGGCCGUGCACAAGAUCCUGCACAUGGAGGAGUCCCCACACAAGUGUCCGGUGUGCAGCCGCAGUUUCAACCAGCGCUCCAACCUCAAGACACACCUGCUCACGCACACCGACCACAAGCCCUACGAGUGCGGCUCCUGCGGUAAGGUGUUCCGACGCAAUUGCGACCUCCGACGCCACGCCUUGACGCACACCGUGGGCGAUGUUCCCCCUGAGGUGCUGGCGGAGACGUCGACCCGCCCUGAGGCGCCACCACCCCCGCAUAAGGAACCAUCACCGUCCUCGCCCGAGCGCACUCCCCCACCUCGGCGAAGUUCUCCUCCCCCCACAACGCGCUGUCACCAUCACGAUUCAUCCUCGUCCUCAUACACGAUGCGUCCCCAGCCGCCUCCCGACACCCCGCACGUCCCCCAUCUGCAGAUACGCCGUGAUCUGCAUAGGUCCACCUCAGCCACUGUAACGAGUCUGGAACACAUUCCGGGCCCUAGCAUGGGACUCGGUAUAUUCCGGAGGAAAGUGCCGGAGCCUCCGGAUAUCCGUGUCCGUAGCUCGCCCUCAGAUCCGGGGCCGUCAACAUCGCGAGAUAAAGGGAUCACACCCACAGUCAGACCGCAGAGGAACCCGUCUACCAAGAUGCAUGGCUUCAGCAUAGAAGAGAUAAUGCGACGCUAGUGCCACUCUUGUUGACACGUGUGCGGACUCCAGAACGUUCUGUUCAUGUUGUUGUUGUUGUUGUUUCCGAUCUCAAGGUAUUACAGUAGAAUAGAGAUAUGGGCGCGAUGUUGCCAGCACAGCACUCACGUAAUGUGAGAUGUAGCAACGCCGCCUCAUCGCGCCCUACACGAUGUACUAGAACCGUGAAUAGGAUUAUGAUAAAUACAAUAAAAAACGUUGCUUCAUUUUUAA
Molecule: messenger RNA, 2009 nt
Organism: Cryptotermes secundus
Lineage: Eukaryota; Metazoa; Arthropoda; Insecta; Blattodea; Kalotermitidae
Product: protein bowel
Exons: 3
Coding region: 297-1775 (492 amino acids)
Biological process (GO): embryonic pattern specification; regulation of transcription by RNA polymerase II; embryo development
Cellular component (GO): nucleus
Molecular function (GO): RNA polymerase II transcription regulatory region sequence-specific DNA binding; DNA-binding transcription factor activity, RNA polymerase II-specific
Source: RefSeq, a predicted model, not a curated record